Messenger RNA from Glycine soja, 649 nucleotides. RefSeq lists its product as uncharacterized. NCBI's taxonomy places the organism in Eukaryota, Viridiplantae, Streptophyta, Magnoliopsida, Fabales, Fabaceae. The record is from RefSeq and is a predicted model, not a curated record. The transcript has 2 exons. Bases 143 to 394 code for a protein of 83 amino acids.
UGAUCUAGAUAUAUUUCACACCCAAAACCCCCAAUCUUGGAGUUAUUCAAGUCUCACAAAGCUCUCUCAAAUCUAAAUUCUUCAAGUGCUCCUCCUAGCUCAAAUUAAAGGUUUUUGAAGCUCACAAGCAAAAAUUUGUGACAUGGGUAUUGUGAAUAAGGCUCGUGUGUUGGUGGUGUUGGUAAUCUUGAUUGCUUCAUCAGUGGCAGAGAAGCCUUCUGUUGUGGAAGCAAGGACACUUUCCUUAACAUCAUCUCAUCAAGGGUACUCGAAAUUUUUUGCCACGCUUGGACUUGUUUGCAAGUGUUGUGACGGGGUUGGAGGUGCCUGCACAAGCACGUGGACAGAGUCUUGCUCUAACCUUCAGUGUUCCCCUUGGAAAUCACACUCAUGAAAAGUCUCCUAGAUUUUUCUUGUUUUUAUUUGCAUACAUAUUCUUUAGGAGAUAUUGUAGAAAUUAACUCUUCAAUCUGAUUUGUGUUCUAUGUAUUGUAAAUUUUGUGUAUAGUUCUGCUAAAAUUUGGGAUGUAUUUGUCAAGAGCAAUAGCAAAUAGAAGUCUAACUACCACAUCUCCACUGUGGCCUUACUAUUCGUUAAUCAUUGGGACGAUGGCUUGAUGGGAAAAUGGCAGUGUCAAGAGUUUAAAUU